UAGACUGUGCCAUUCAGUCUUUCGGUCAUUGUUCACCUGUAACCUUGUAAUAUUCCAGUUAAACUUGAUUUCUUGGAAAUUUUGAAAAAUUGAAUAUUUCCACAAUUUAAAAUAAACAUGACUUCCCAACAAGAAACUUAUAAGCUGACCUACUUCAAUUUCCGUGGACUCGCGGAACCAAUUCGGUUAAUGUUUGCGUACGCUGGAGUCGCCUAUACGGACGAUAGAGUCGCCCAGGAUGACACUUGGCCGGCGAAAAAAUCAAGUCUCCCCUGGGGAACUCUGCCCGUUUUGGAGGUGCGUUCUGGUAAAACGGGACAGCCCUUCGUGCUCGCUCAGGCGGUCGCGAUCGGAAGAUUUCUCGCUAAAAAAUUCGGACUUGAUGCCAAAACUGAGGAAGAUGCGGCCAAAGGUGACGAAUAUGUGGACGCCUUGAAAGACUUCCAGCUAGAGUUCUUUGCCUGGUUCCGUGCGGCCGAUGAGGAAGCAAAAGCCGCAGUCAUACAGACGAUUAAGGAAAAACAUGCCCCCUCAUAUUUUGGCAAGUUUGAAGCCAUUCUCGCCCGAAACAAGACGGGCUGGUUGGUCGGUGAUUCGCUGACUUGGGUCGACAUCUUCACUGCAAAUCAUCUCUCCAACUUCUUCAAAUUUUUGAGUACCGAGGAUAACGACAUUUCGCAAGAUUAUCCACAUUUGGUAAAAUUGACGCAGAGGGUUUUCGCACUGAACGGAAUUUCAAAAUGGAUCGAGAAACGACCUGUAACGCAGUUUUGAAAUGUGCGAAUUGCGAUGUUGGAUAUUUUUUCGUUUCAUUCUUAUGUAAGAAAUACAAAAGUUUUCAUGUUCUGUGGGAAAUUUGACAUCGAUAAAUUGGCAAAUACAAAUUCUGCAUUUCAUGGUUCUCGCUAGCUUAUUGUUCAAAAUUCGAAUAAAUUGAAAAAUACCAUCUUCUCGUUUAUUGAUUGACAUCUUCUGAGGUAAUCUGAUACAAAUAUGUACACUUUGUGCUUCCAAAUUUGAUGUCCUAAAUUUUAAAACAUUGCAAAAAAUAAAUAAAAUUAAAACAAUUAGAUAUUUA
Messenger RNA from Folsomia candida, 1078 nucleotides. RefSeq names its product hematopoietic prostaglandin D synthase. Lineage: Eukaryota; Metazoa; Arthropoda; Collembola; Entomobryomorpha; Isotomidae. The transcript is spliced from 3 exons. Gene Ontology annotation, molecular function: glutathione transferase activity. Bases 118 to 774 code for a protein of 218 amino acids. Gene Ontology annotation, biological process: glutathione metabolic process. The record is from RefSeq and is a predicted model, not a curated record.